GGCCCCUGGACUUGACUCGCAUCCAUGAUUCUCAAAUUGAGCUCCAAAGUAGGCUUGACAAACACGUUGCCAGACUUAGUCAUUUUCAGGCAGUUUCCCAAUUUUGGCAUAGCCUUUUGGUCAGAUUCAAAAAAGGUCUUCUGGACUUUCUAUUGAGCUCCCAAGUACUUUAAUGUGUAGAUGGACACUUCAGCUUCAAAACAAGCCUUUAAUAUCCAAUUUCCAUCUAGCCAAUUGUAAGAUAUGAAUCUCCAAAUUAGGCACCAUGAAACUGUUUUUACACUGAAACAACUGAUUAGGUCGACCUGAUCCUAUAUGAGGUCGACCGAAAAGUGCAUGUCACCGUGACAUGUAUGUCACCGUAGCAAAGUCCUACUUUUUAAUCCGCCUUAUUUAUGGUAAAUUAAAAAAUAUAUUUAUGUAAUUAACCCGAAGGUUUCAUCAUGGUAAUCAUCUCUCACCUAUUAAUAAAAGUUAAUGCAACUUAAUUGAUAAAUUUACACAUAUAUUUGUUUAUACCGAAUGCAUCUACAUCUUACAAUAAAGGGCAUUCAAUUUAGUGGAAUACUUACUUUGCUUCAAUCUCGACCAUAAAAAAAAAAACAUUCUCAAGAUUUAGUUACGAUUCGAAAUGUAUUUUUCUAUUUAUCCAUAGAUUAUUUACUCAUACUUAUUCAAUUGAAAAAAAAUCUAAUAUUUUAAAAUUAUGUUUCGCAAUUUUGGAAUCUUAUUUAUCAUUUUUCAAAUUCACUCUUUGAUACAAAUUACAAAAAUAUAUAUCUUUUCUCGAAUUUUUCAUUGAGAUUCAGAGUCUCAUGACUCACUACUUAUGAUAUUUCAUUCUUUCCAAAAUUGUUAUUUUUCUUAGUCAUUCAUCAACCAUCAUAUAAAUUAUAGUAUGUACUGUUUAAUUGUUGAGCUUCAUCACAAUAAUGCAAACAAAUGAAUUGUUUGCCUAAUUAUCUUAACUAUCACUCCGUCUAAUAAUAUUCAUUUUCAAUGUUAUAUAUUUUAGAAUUAUACUAUACCAUACCGAUGUAACUUUUUCGAUUAGUUGUUUGUCUAAUUAUUUUAACUUUCGCCCCAUCCAAAAAUAUUCAUUUUCAAUUUUGUAUAUUUUUGAAUUAUACUAUAUCAUACAAAAAUAACUUCUUUAAUUCAUGCACAAUGUAAUCGUCGCUCUAACAACUUUAGACAUUUUUUUUCUUCAUCAAGAAAAAGUAACAGAUUUCACCUGCACCAAGGCGGUUAAUGAUUGCUUCUCUUGGACCUCCUGCCCUAAGCUACCUAGGGACACCGGACACUGUUUUACCCCCGUGUCAGCCCAUCAACACCCUGAACCAAAUUUCACCAUCGCCGAGUAAUCCUGUGUUGGAGAUUCACUGUGAUGGAUCAUUUUUAAAUGAUUCCCAGAAGGCGGCAUAUGGCGUUAUUGUUGUUGAUGACCAUGGAGAUAUCUGCGACGGGAGGGCAGCCACGCUUGUUUGUUCCGCACCUUUGGAAGUGGAAGCAAAAACUCUCUUGGAAGCUCUCUUGUUGGCGUGCAACCGAGCGGUUCAAGCUGGAUCCGGUCCGACUGUCUUCCCUUGGUUCUGGCCCUUUCAGCUCCGCCAGAGUCUUGGCCUUGGAGAAUCGUUGCAUGGUUGGGGAUCAUGGCUGACAUCCUUCUCAGGAACCCUCUAAUCAAGGUUUCUUUUUUUUUUCCAAUGAAGUUUAAUGCGCGAGUGGAUUGGGUGGCACGAACGCUUGCGCGGGAUGAGCUCCCUCAGGACUGGAUUAUUAUCCUAAAUCUCAUUUCCCCCUCCUUGUUGUUUCGUGAGACUCUUGUAACGAUAAUGAAUGAACGUUCUCUCG
Molecule: messenger RNA, 1854 nt
Organism: Linum trigynum
Lineage: Eukaryota; Viridiplantae; Streptophyta; Magnoliopsida; Malpighiales; Linaceae
Source: the annotation of a GenBank genome assembly